Molecule: messenger RNA, 3223 nt
Organism: Linum trigynum
Lineage: Eukaryota; Viridiplantae; Streptophyta; Magnoliopsida; Malpighiales; Linaceae
Source: the annotation of a GenBank genome assembly
UUUGCACUCUCUCAAUAUUGAGUUCUUUGAAAACACAAGCUCUCGCGUUCUCGAUGUUGCUUCCACACAACGUCAAUUACAAACAUCCGUAACCAAGACAAAUAGUCGAACCUCGACAGGACCCGAGGCGACAAACUCAGGGACUUUUUGGCCACUAAAUGAGCCACUCUGUUUCUCUGACGACCUACAAAUCACAGUUCACAAUUUCCACCGAAACCAACCAGCAAGGAUCUAAUCUCUCGCAAAAUAGAACCCACCUUUGAAUCCUUGUCAUCCCCAGCCAAGCACUUGUCCAAGAUCACUUUAGCAUCACCCGUAAUUAGCAGAGGAGUCAAACGCCUAAGAGCACACUCCCGUAAGCAAUCUCUUAGUGUCAAACUUUCCAAGACAUGAGCAUCCGCAAUCCCUGGAUAAAUUGUGCUCGUCGCGGCUAAUGGAGCUGCAUUCACAUCAUCAAAAGAACCUUCACAAAUUGCAAAAGAAGCAGCCCCGGAAUCACCACGCCUAGUUGCACCAUCAAAGCAAGCAUGAAAACGGGACGAUAAAAACUGUCGAGGAGCUGGGGCUGAAGCACAAACGUGCUGCUUAUCCCAUGAUUGAUACUCUGACCGUAAACCCACCAAGUUCUCGCUGUUGCUCUCACUCAACUAGUUACCUAAGGCCCAACCUGACUAACUUGGGCCUUUAGUUUUGAUCCACUUAAGCCCAAUCAGAACGCAAAAACAUCUUUUAACAGGCCAGCGGACUGGAAAAGGAAAAAAAAUGGAGAAUGGGAAGAAAAAGAAUAGACAAAAAAGGAGACGUGUUAGUCGGCGGAUCGGGUCGGGAAAACCGCCAUGUAGCUCGCCCAUUGACUCGCCCUCGAGAUCGUAGAUCGAUUUUUUCCUAUAAAUAUGAAAAAAAGCAAAACCAGUUUUGAUAUUUCUAUUACAUUUAUAUAAAAAUAAAAUAUAUCUCCCCAAUUCCAAGUUGACAGACUGAUCCAAAACCUUCCCGUCUCCUUGUGUCCUUUCUUCUUCUAAAUAGUUAAUACUUUUAUACUCCGCCUGCAAAUUUUCUCCGUCUACGAAGCUGAGGCUCACGUGGUGGUGAUGGGAUCAAUCUCCUCCGCCUUAUCCAGAUCUCCUUAAUUGAAAACUAGGGUUUUGAUCCUUCAUCGCAUCCUCCAUCUUUGCUACAGAGUGAAGCGUUCAAUCGGAGAAGAAUUAAGAAUCAGAAAGGGGGAUUUGAUUUUUCCUUCUUUCUUAGGGUUUGGGGAGGGAGCGGGUAGCUGAGAAAUCGUCAUCGGAAAAGUCGCAGGUGGUGUCGGGAAGAGAUUGCAGCGGUGGCGGGGCGACGGGUUGGUGGGGGGUUUCGGAGAGCAUAGGAUUUAAAAUGCCUUCGGUGCCCAUUCUGCGUUCUCCGAUUCUUCCUUCUCUAACACCCUACCAUGGAGGGAUGUGCUCGCAUCGUUUGAAACGGCUCGAAAAGAGUAAUCGGCGUGGUAAUCUUAGUUAACAUUAGGUUCCUUCUUCUUCUUCUUCUCCCCCUCUUUUUUACCUCCAGUUUGCUCCUCUCCCCUUUUAUUGCCGCUUACCUGUACUUGAGAUCUCUUCUUCCGGGAGCUCUAUUGUUGUUGUUCCUCUCCAUCUCUGGUGUGCGUGUGCUCGCUAAAAGUCUGUGAAAAGUUCGUCGAUCUGGUCGUGUUUGGAGAGAUCGGUGAUUGGAUUUGCUUCAACCUUCGUGAUUAGGUAAUUUUCUGUUUUGCGUUGAAUUUGAUUGUCGAAUCUGCGUUUGUUUUGAUGAUCUGCGUUAUUCAUUCUAGCUGAUGAUUGGUUCAGGCGAGUUGAAAAUAUUGCUAGGGUUUUGUUUUGUGCAGUUGGAUUAUCAGAUUGAUUUCAAUUCCACUAGCAAAUGUUUGCUUAAUGUGGACCAAUAUGUGGAAAAUCGUUUAAGAGUUUUUAGAUAUACUGUUUGCUAAUCUGCUAUUACCCACUUGUUGCCUGCAGUUUUCUGUUCAUUGUCUUUGUUACUGUCGAUGGACGUUGGCCACCGUGGUGCUGGUUCUGUUGAGGAUCUUCUGUUGGAUGAAGAGGAAGUCGAUCUUGGAAAAUUGAGGUCCGAAAGUACUCGAGAAACAGAUGCAUUUGGUAGAGAUCACCUCGAUGAUGGAGGUGGAGGUUGUGAAUCAAUCGGCUCAUCUGGGCCUCAACCUGUCUCCGGUAAUUGCUUGGACAAAUCAGCAAAAUUCCCCUGUCCUAGCGACAAGGCAUCCGGUCUAGAUUCAUCAAAUGAUGAUGCUCCAGAGGAAGCAUUGCACUUGCUGUUCUCCGAAGAGCCCCUGCAGGCCGCUGAGUCUAUAAAACUCAUACCUGCCCUGAAAGGUAGCCGAGAGAAAAUGGGUAAGGCGGCACCAAGGCAGCAACUGAGUGUGACUUGGGCUCCUGAUGUGUAUGACCCCGUUCCCAAUUCUCUCUGCCACACGGUGAAGAGCAGUAAGAAGAAAUCAAGAAGAGAGAAAGAUAGAGAUAACAACCACCACCACAACAAGAAGAAUGGAAAGAAGGGACAGAAGGGCAGUGGUAGUACAUCAUCCUCGCGAGGAGGCAGCAGCAGCAGUAGUAGCAAGGACAAGAAGCAAAUCCGGAGAAAGCCCGACAACAAGUCUUCUUAUAAAACACUGGAUAUCUGUGAUGACAGAUUUGGCGAUUCUUCAAGUGGGCUUAGCUUUGAUGUGGCUAGUGCAGACUACUGCGGCAGCAGCUUCCUUAAGAAAUCUGUAACAGAGUUCCAUUACUCUGUUGCUGAGGCGUUGUGAUCUUAGACCCUGGCUUCGUUUCAUGCGAUAACUAAGCCCGGCCUCCAGCUUUGUGUCUUUUCUUUUUCUUCUGUGAAUAAAUAAGUGCUCUUAUGGGAGUGUAGAAGUUUUUAGAACUUCUAAAUCUGUGCUGUGUACUGUACGAUUGUUGUUUGGUAGUUAAUUUGACAAGGAGACCAGCCUGGUUCUGUGUGAUGUUUUCUUUGCUCUAAUAUCAUGUACUUCUGACUUAUUAUUUCCAAGGUUUAGUUGCUUCCUCAGCUUACAAAGCCAUUUUGUCUGUGCAUGUAGUUAACCCCUUUUCAGAAUGAUUACAACAUAGCAACCACUCCAACCAUCUACAAUGAUUAACUAACGAAGUGACCUAGUUUUAGUUUUAUAUCUUACCAGUUAUCAGUAGAGUUAAAAUAGAGGUUACCCAUUGGA